This is a messenger RNA of Sabethes cyaneus, 1447 nucleotides long. RefSeq names its product mitochondrial enolase superfamily member 1-like. Gene Ontology annotation, molecular function: magnesium ion binding; L-fuconate dehydratase activity. The record is from RefSeq and is a predicted model, not a curated record. Gene Ontology annotation, biological process: carbohydrate catabolic process; amino acid catabolic process. The coding region runs from base 10 to 1374 and encodes 454 amino acids. The transcript is spliced from 9 exons. NCBI's taxonomy places the organism in Eukaryota, Metazoa, Arthropoda, Insecta, Diptera, Culicidae.
UUGUUAAAAAUGGCUCAAUCAAUUAAAACAGACGCCUGCUUGAAUAUCACAACUCUCGAUGCAAAGGAUAUCCGCUGGCCAACGUCGUUGGGAGCCCACGGAUCAGAUGCCAUGCACACUGAUCCGGAUUAUUCGUGUGUUUAUGUUACGAUCAAUACAGCGGAAGGAACGUACGGUAAUGGGCUUACCUUUACCUUAGGGCGUGGAACGGAUAUAGUUUUACUGGCGGUUAAGGCAAUGAAGUGCCACGUUGAAAAUCGUACUACUGCUAGCAUUUAUGGGAAUUUCGCUAGCUUUUGGCGCGACCUGACCAGUGAAUCGCAACUUAGAUGGAUCGGACCCGAAAAGGGAGUGACUCACCUCGCGGUGGCAGCAAUUAUUAACGCCCUUUGGGAUCUGUGGGGUAAAAUUCGCGGUGUGCCAGUAUGGAAACUGCUAACCGAUAUGGAACCUGAGGAACUGGUAUCCGUCAUUGAUUUCCGUUAUAUUAGCGAUGUGCUUACCCCAGAAGAAGCAAUCAAUAUCCUAAAAACAAGUCAACAUAACCGACAAACACGAAUCGAUGAGCUCAUCGCUAAAGGAUAUCCAGCCUAUACUACUCAAGUCGGAUGGCUUGGCUAUAGUGACGAUCAAAUUCGAACAUUGUGUCGCAAAUAUCUGGGUGCAGGGUUUACGGCUUUUAAAAUCAAAGUAGGCCAAAAUGUUGACAACGACAUUAAAAGAUGUAAACUUGUACGAGAGGAAAUUGGUUGGACUAACAAGCUGAUGGUGGAUGCCAAUCAAAUAUGGGAUGUAAACGAGGCUGUCGAAUGGAUGCAGCAUUUGAAGGAAUUCCAACUGCUCUGGAUUGAAGAACCAACCUCACCGGAUGAUGUUUUGGGACACAAAAAAAUUGCUGACGCAUUGAGAGAACAUGGAAUCGGUGUAGCUACUGGGGAAAUGUGUUGUAAUCGAGUGAUGUUUAAACAGUUUCUGCAAGCCGGGGCCCUCGAUUUCUGCCAAAUAGAUUCCGCUAGAAUUGGCGGGGUUAACGAAAUUUUGGCCGUGUAUUUAAUGGCGAAAAAAUUUAACGUAAAAGUAUGUCCCCACGCUGGUGGUGUCGGUCUUUGUGAGAUGGUACAACAUUUGCAACUUUGGGAUUACACAUCCGUUUCGUGUACGAUGGCGGAUCGAUUGAUCGAGUUCGUUGACCAGCAGCAUGAGCAAUUCGUUCAACCGGCCGUAAUCAACGAUGCCGCACGUUAUGUGGCUCCUGCUCUGCCUGGUUAUUCGACGGAGUUGAAAGCGGAAGCUAUUGCAAUGUUUGAGUAUCCAAAUGGCACUGAGUGGAAGCGGAUGUUCGCCGAUGGAACUUUCCAGGAGAAAGAUUAUUAACUGUUUGCUGGUAUAUUAUAACAACAGAUACAAAGGUUUAAGUAAUGUUUCUUUAAGAUGGACUAAAUUGUGA